UGAGAAGAGUGUGGUUAGAUUCAUGUGUACUUUCUAUUUCAGAUACUUGUGACAGUAUUUAGAAUUAACACUAUUCCAUUUAUGAUCCUGCUUUAAAAAUAGAAAUGCUUAAAGUGUGAUCACUAAUCUAGCUUAUGAUAAGCAUGAACUGUGUAAAGAUCUAAGGGACGGAUUGAGAGGUAAUAUAUAUUUGAUUGACAACUGAACUAGCUGAAAAAGCAGAGAUGAGUAUUCAUAGUUCCAUCAAAUAUGGUGGACCAUAAUAAGUUUGAGAAAGACAAAUGCCUCCCGUUUAUUUUUCAUUUUCACAUUUUCAUGUGGCAAAGGUGGAAUAGACAAUGACAUUUGUAGUUUGUAUAUGAGUGGCUCAUGGGGGUAUUUUGCCUGCAGAAAUUGCAAAUGGGGAUGAGCAGUUAAAGCUGAUGCAAUACGAAUUGGAAACUAUAAGGAUGGCCAGUAUCCUAUAGACAGCAGAGAAUUUGCUAAAAGAAUAUUCUAUACUGUGUUUAUGGGAUCUGAAAACAGUUCAGAAAUGACAAAGUCCCGAGCUAAGGUGCUGGCUGAUGAAAUAGGUUCAUGGCAUCUUGAUGUUAGCAUUGAUGUCGUUGUGUCUGCAUUUUUGUCGUUAUUCCAGACACUUACAGGAAAACGACCACAGUACAAGGUUGAUGGUGGAUCCAAUAUUGAGAAUUUAAGCUUGCAGAACAUUCAGGCUCGAAUCAGAAUGGUGCUAGCUUUCAUGUUAGCGUCACUCUUGCCUUGGGUUCAUGGCAAACCUGGAUUUUACCUUGUCUUGGGGAGCUCUAAUGUGGAUGAAGGGUUACGUGGUUACUUGACCAAGUAUGAUUGCAGCUCAGCAGAUAUAAAUCCUAUUGGUAGUAUAAGUAAGCAGGACCUUAGGGCAUUCCUGCGAUGGGCUGCCAUCCACCUUGGUUACCCAUCUUUGAAAGAUAUUGAAGCAGCUCCACCCACAGCCGAACUAGAGCCUCAACGUUCUGAUUACAGUCAGCUUGAUGAAGUUGAUAUGGGAAUGACUUACGAGGAACUAUCAGUUUAUGGAAGACUACGGAAAAUUUUCCGUUGUGGUCCAGUUUCCAUGUUCCAGAAUCUAUGCUACAGAUGGGGUGCAAAAUUGACUCCAUCACAAGUAGCUGAAAAAGUAAAAUACUUCUUCAAGUAUUAUUCUAUCAAUCGACACAAAAUGACUGUCUUGACACCUUCCUACCAUGCUGAGAGUUAUUCACCAGAGGAUAAUAGGUUUGAUCUUCGCCAGUUUCUCUACAAUGCAAGAUGGCCAUAUCAAUUUAGGAAAAUUGAUGAACUUGUGAGUGAAUUGGAUGUUAAAGAUGUUAAAGAUUAUGCAGCCAAUGACACAAUGGCAGCUACAUCACAUGGUGUUAGUGGGAUGGGAGUCGCUGCAGCUGGUUCUGGAAAUCCUAAAGCUGGAUUCUAAUCAUAUUCAACCCCUCCCCCUAAUGAAAUAAAUAUAUAAGUUAUAGAUUUCCACAAGGAGGAUUGGGGAAAUUCAUUUUACAUUUCCAAUUUAGCUUUAUUGUGUUAGUGUAAAAUUAUUUUUAAUUAGUAACCAUGUUCCCUCACCGAAUAGAGGAAAAUAAUGAUUAAUGAGAAGAAGAUUUAUU
Vigna umbellata (rice bean) is the source of this 1640-nucleotide messenger RNA. The record is from RefSeq and is a predicted model, not a curated record. NCBI's taxonomy places the organism in Eukaryota, Viridiplantae, Streptophyta, Magnoliopsida, Fabales, Fabaceae.